GGAGGAAUGUGGGAGGGCUUGGGGCUGGGACCUUGGGGCUAAAAGUGUCAGGGGACAGCCCAUUGAUGGGAGCCCUGUGGACGGGACUCUGAGAAGAGCCACUGAGUCUGUGGCUGUGGCCGGGAAUUACUCCCUCCUCACAAGUUGAUACUGGGGGAGAUUUUCUAGGGUGCUGGUGAGAGCCUUUGCCCAAUUGCCUGGAUCUGGUGGUCAGACUUGGGAAGUAGGGCAGGGCUAGGCAGUUAGCAUGCCCAGAGUGCUCCUGUGCCCCCUUGGCCACCCCCGCGUGGCUCCUCACCCUCAGAGCCACAGCACUAGCAUCCUGAGAAUGACCAGUGGGCCACAUGCAGUUUCCAUCCCACCUACUGACUUCCUGAUGUCUAGAAUGAAAGAUGUCAAGACAUUCUUUUGUUCCAACAGGCGUUUGUUCAGGAGAGAGUGGGGGGGAUGGUCUGGGAAGUAGGGAGGGAACCCUAAAAGGCAGAGGUGGCUCAGCCUUGGUUUGAGGGGAUCUUGGCUUUCCCCUGUAAUCUGUUUCCCAAAAUACCAUCUCUGAGCCUGGAGAGAGGUUGGGAUAGGAAUGCAGGGACUGGCCAGGAUACCUAUGUGGGGUCCCCAGGAGGGGACCAACUUAUUCAGAGAGUGGACGGCAUCCUCGUUAGGGGGUGGGAUGUUGAUUUACUGGGAAGGCAGAAGGGUGGCAGGCUCUGGGACCCCUGCGGUGGGGAGAGAGAAAUUUGUGUGUGGGCAGGCUGCCCCACCCGGGUAAUUGCCACUGAGGUUUCCGGGGCUGAGACCUAAGACACAGGAAUCUGUGUGCGCACGCAUAAGACACACUAACACUGAAUGAUGGAGAGAGACAGAUAGCCCUCUGUCCUUUCAUGGUCCCUUUAGGCUCCGGUCUACGACGGGGGCUUUUUCUGGCACUGCCGAAGCUCCCAGCCCCCUGUCCUUGUUAAAGCUGCCCAGGUUGGGUGAGGGGAGGGAGGAGAAGUGGGGGUGAGUAAUCUGACUCUUCUGAUUGAUUCUGUGAAAGCGAUUUCGGGGGCGGGAAUGAAGACACAGCUGGGUAUGUCAUUGUGGCUCAGGGCCAGAGGCAGGAUGAACAGGACAUCUGGAGAGAAACACAAGGUAGAAGAUACCCUUGGGCCACCACACACACGGAUGGAAACUUCAUUUCAGAACCCCACAUUCAGGAGAGGGAUGGACAGGCUUGGGCCAACACGGCCAGGGUGCGGUUUCUUCCCUCGGCCAACCACUUCAGCCCUUGACCUGGUGACUGAUCCUGCCUCCCUCCCUUCUACCCUCCCUCUCCCAGGUCUCUGCUCCCCCUUCAACUUGGACGCUAGUCAUCCCCGACUAUUUCCAGGACCACCAGAGGCUGAGUUUGGAUACAGUGUCUUGCAGCAUGUGGGGGGAGGACGUCGAUGGAUGUUGGUGGGUGCCCCUUGGGAUGGACCUUCAGGGGACAGGAGAGGAGAUGUGUAUCUCUGCCCUGUGGAGGAACGGCCUAAUGCCUCAUGUGCCAAGGGCCACCUGGGUGACUAUCCACUAGGAAACUCAUCAAGUCGGGCUGUGAACAUGCAUCUUGGGAUGUCGCUGCUGAAAACAGAUGCGGAUGGCGGGUUCAUGGCCUGUGCUCCGCUGUGGUCUCGUGCCUGUGGUACCUCAGUGUUCAGCUCUGGGAUCUGUGCCCAAGUGGAUGCCUCCUUCCGGCCCCGGGGAAGCUUAGCUCCUACUGCCCAGCGCUGCCCUACAUACAUGGAUGUGGUCAUUGUCCUGGAUGGUUCCAACAGCAUCUACCCCUGGACUGAGGUUCAGACGUUCCUGCGCAGACUGGUGGGGAGGCUGUUCAUAGACCCUGAACAGAUUCAGGUUGGGCUGGUUCAGUAUGGGGAAACUGCUGUCCACGAAUGGUCACUUGGGGACUUCCGGACCAAGGAAGAGGUCGUGAGGGCUGCAAGGAACCUGAGCCGGAGGGAAGGACGAGAAACCCACACUGCGCAGGCAAUAAUGGUGGCUUGCACAGAAGGAUUCAGUCCUUCCCAAGGGGGCCGGCCAGAGGCUGCCCGGUUGCUAGUAGUUGUCACAGAUGGGGAAUCGCAUGAUGGGGAGGAGCUUCCAGCAGCACUCAAGGCCUGUGAGGCUGGCAGAGUGACCCGAUAUGGAAUUGCGGUCCUGGGUCACUACAUCCGAAGGCAGCGUGAUCCCAGCUCCUUCCUUCGGGAAAUCAGGACCAUUGCUAGUGAUCCAGAUGAGAGAUUCUUCUUCAAUGUCACUGACGAGGCUGCACUGACUGACAUUGUGGAUGCCCUGGGGGACCGGAUCUUUGGACUGGAGGGUUCCCAUGGGGAGAAUGAAAGCUCCUUUGGACUAGAGAUGUCUCAGAUUGGCUUCUCUACUCAUCAGCUAAAGGAUGGGAUCCUCUUUGGAAUGGUGGGGGCCUAUGACUGGGGAGGCUCAGUGCUGUGGCUAAAGGAGGGCCACCGUCUCUUUCCCCCCCGGACUGCCCUGGAGGAUGAAUUCCCUACUGCUCUGCAGAAUCAUGCUGCUUUUCUAGGUUACUCGGUUUCCUCCCUGAGCCUCCUGGGUGGACGACGCUUGUUUCUCUCAGGAGCCCCUCGUUUUAAACAUCGUGGAAAAGUCAUCGCUUUCCAGCUCAGGAAAGAUGGGACUAUGAACGUUGCCCAGAGCCUUCAGGGGGAGCAGAUUGGCUCCUACUUUGGCAGUGAACUCUGCCCCUUGGACACGGAUGGUGAUGGGGUGACAGACAUUCUGCUCGUGGCUGCCCCUAUGUACCUGGGACCUCAGAACCGAGAGACUGGACGAGUAUAUGUCUACCUGGUGGGCCAGUCCAUGCUGAGCUUCUGGAGGACACUACAGCCAGAGCCACCCCAGGAUUCCCGUUUUGGCUUUGCGAUGGGUGCCCUGCCUGACCUAAACCAGGACGGCUUUGCAGAUGUGGCUGUGGGGGCGCCCCUAGAAGAUGGACACCGAGGAGCUCUCUACCUCUAUCAUGGGAGCCAGGGGGGCAUCCGGCCCCGUCCUGCGCAGCGCAUUUCAGCUGCCUCCAUGUCUCAGCCGCUCAGCUACUUUGGUCGCAGCGUGGAUGGACGACUGGACCUGGACGGGGACGAGCUGGUGGACGUGGCCGUGGGGGCGCAGGGGGCCGCCGUGCUGCUCAGCUCCCGACCCAUCGUCCGGCUGGCUCCGUCCCUGGCCGUGACCCCUCCGGCCAUCAGUGUCGUCCAGCGGGACUGCCGCCGACACGGCCAGGAGGCCGCCUGCCUGACCGCCGACCUCUGCUUCCGAGUGACCUCCCAAACCCCGGGGCGCUGGAAUCGCCGCUUCUAUAUCCGAUUCUCCGCCUCGCUGGACGAACGGACAGCCGGGGCCCGGGCGGCGUUCGACGGCUUUGGCCAGAGGCUGCCGGCGCGGCGGCUCGGCGUCAGCGUGGGGAACGUCACGUGUCAGCAGCUGCACUUCCACGUGCUGGAUGCGUCCGACUACCUCCGGCCGGUGGCCCUCGCCGUCACCUUCGAGCUGGACAACAGCACAAAGCCAGGGCCUGUGCUGGCCCAGGACGCCCCGACUUCCCUUCGAAAGCUGGUCCCCUUCUCAAAGGACUGCGGCCCUGAUAACGAAUGCCAUACCGACCUGGUACUGCGGGUGGACAUGGACAUCAAGGGCUCCAGGAAAAAGCCCUUUGUGGUUCGAGGAGGGCGGCGGAAGGUGCUCGUGUCAGCGGCGCUCGAGAACACAAAGGAAAAUGCCUACCACACGAACUUGAGCCUCAGUUUCUCCAAAAGCCUCCACCUGACUAGCCUCACCCCUCAGAAGGACGCCGCCGUGAAGGUGGAGUGUGCAGCGACGUCCUCCCACGGUCAGCUCUGCAGCGUGGGGCACCCGGUUUUCCAGACGGGGGCCAGGGUGACCCUCGCCCUGGAGUUCGAGUUCAGCUGCUCGGCUAUCCUGGGCCAAGCCCUGGUGAGGCUGGCUGCGUCCAGCGACAGCCUGGAGCCCGACGAGACCCUGCACGAUAACGUGGCCCAGGCCGCUGCCUACCUCCGCUACGAGCCCGAGCUCCUGGUCUCCAGCGAGUCCACGCUGCACCGAUACGAGGUUCACCCAUACGGGGUCCUCCCCGAGAGUCCUGGCCCCGAGUUCAAAACCACCCUCAGGGUACAGAACCUUGGCUGCUAUUCCCUCCCUGGCCUCGUGGUUUCUGCCUUCUUCCCUGCCAUGGCCCAUGGGGGUAGCUACUUCCUGUCCUUGUCCCAGAUUAUCACCUACAAUGCCAGCUGCACUGUGCAGAACCUGACGGAGCCCUCGACGGCGCCAAUGCACUCGGAGGACCUGCGGCACACCAGCCAGCUGAAUGGCAGUAACACCUGGCGCCAGGCAGUGCGGUGCCACCUCGGACACCUGCCCCGGGGGACCGAGAUCUCUGUGCAAUUCCUGAGGCUCAUCCACGAUGAGUUCUUCCGAAGGGCCAAGUUCAAAUCGGUCACUGUGGUCAGCAGCUUUAAACUUGGGGUGGAGGAGGGCAGUGUCCUGCAGCUGACAGAGGCCGCCCAGGGAAGUGAGAGCCUCCUAGAGAUAAUCCAGGCCCGCCAUGUUCCUGUCUCCUUGUGGAUCCUUGUUGGCAGUGUCCUAGGAGGGCUCUUGCUGUUGGCCCUCAUUGUUUUCUGCCUCUGGAAGCUUGGAUUCUUUGCCCGAAAGAAAGCGCCUGAAGAAGAUGGAGAUGAGAAAGUGGAUCAAUGAGGCUGGCGGAAGGCCCACGUGUGCCUCUUCUAUGGGGGUCCCUGAGACUUGGAGAGCGGCAGGGGGAAAGGGGCUGGCUGGGACAAAGGGAGGCCCCGGCCCUCUCCUCCAGACUCUAGCCCAGGCUGACUCCUGUGCCUUUGGGAGGCUUCUGUGAAGACGAGGCCCAGCCUCAGCCAAGAAUAACCCAGGCCACCCUUCAGCCUCCCAGCCCAUCCGCCUCUCUGGCGAGCCUGCUCUGGGGCCUGCACCAAGGCCUUUGUUGGGCCACCCCAUUCCCAGGAGGUUCCCUGGAGAGAAGAGGCUUGUGGCCAGCCCUCUGGCCAGGCUGAGACCUCCCGCCCUCUUCCUCUCCCCCUUUGGAAGCCUUGGAGCUUGGCCUCCUCCUGGUCUCCACCCCUCGCCUCCUGCCCUCCUACCGGACAGCCCACAGGAGGGAGCUGACGUGGGCUUCCUGAAGCAAAGUCAACAUCUGCUGCUUUCCUGUGGAGUCGGUGAUUCAGAGAGCGGGGUGGGGAGAGUCAACAGGAAGAAAGGAGGGAGGGGAAGCCACAGGAGACAUUCUGUGCGAGCCGAGGAACAGAGGAGCCUUUAGACCGGCCGCUUGGCACCCCCGAAACCCGAGCCAGCCUCCAGGCCCUCAGGUGCUGCCCCUCUGCCUGGCUUGCCUCUGCUUUCUGGGGGCCAGGAGCCUCCGCGUGGCUGUCUCUGGGAUCGCCAGGCCGCCUGGGGGAGGCCGUGCACCCACAUCACCUCCCUGCCUCCCUUACGGGGCCAUCGAGGAAUGGCUCCUUGGGCCCAUGCUAGAGGGCAGGGAGCACCCCUGGAUGGAGCGGUGGGGUCUGAACCCCCAGGGAGAAGCAGAAGUGGGUGGAGUGAAGUCACCUGGAAGCAAGCCCUCACUCGCUCUGGGCGUGUUGUUUGUGCAGCCUAGUUUUCUCCUUGGGAAAGGUUUCCAGGGCUCCCAGGCUACCCAGCCUCCAGGCCCCACUGUGCCUCAGCGCCUCUGCUCCAGGGAGCCUGCUCGCAUUCUCCGAGCUCCUCCAGAGAUCCCCAAACUCGUCUUUCAUCCCCCGAAUCCUCCUCGGCGUGUUUCCUCCCACAAGCAAGCCACAGGGUAACUCCGGAGACCCCCUAAAUGGGUCUCCGUGUGGCUCCACCUCCUUCACCCACUCCCACCCCAUUUAGAAAUUGAAGGGAAGAUAGAAGAUGUCGGCAGCCCCAAAGGGUCUCCUGGAGGGGCGGCAGGACUCCUGGGGGUCUGCCCUCCAGCUUCCUCUGACCAUCCGCCAUAGCGCAGAGAGGACCAUCCCCUUGGUCAGUAGUUCUGCUUCUCCACCUGAUCUGGGCUACCCGUCCUUCUCGGUGUCUGGGCUUCAUUUGAUGGAAGCAAAUAAAGUUGUGUUCAGUUCA
Messenger RNA from Monodelphis domestica (gray short-tailed opossum), 6177 nucleotides. RefSeq names its product integrin subunit alpha 10 (gene ITGA10). Gene Ontology annotation, cellular component: integrin complex; external side of plasma membrane. Lineage: Eukaryota; Metazoa; Chordata; Mammalia; Didelphimorphia; Didelphidae. Gene Ontology annotation, biological process: integrin-mediated signaling pathway; cell adhesion mediated by integrin; cell-matrix adhesion. The record is from RefSeq and is a predicted model, not a curated record. Gene Ontology annotation, molecular function: integrin binding.